CCGUGGUCGCGGCGGCAUCACCAAACGACCAAACUAGCGAGGCCGUGUUUGCCAAUGAAGGGGACAGACUCGCAGCCGCCUGGGAAGGUGGCCGCCCCGGAUUCGGCGCGCGAGUUCAACAUAGAGGUAUUGGACCUGCUCACGUCCGAGGAUUUCACAUGGCUUCCUCUCCCGACCACAGACCGCUUGCCGGGACCGCAAUGUGCAACAUUAUGCGCUCAUCUUCACACAUACUUAUCCUUCUAUGCACCACCAACUUCGCCGACGGAUGACGAAGUCGUGGUGGGGGACAUCCUUGCGUAUGUUACCAAGGUGGCCCACGAGUUUCGCAAGCAGCGGUGUGAUGACAACAACGCACCGCUCCUCUAUGUCCGCAUCCAAGUUGGGCAAGCGUUAUGCAACGCUUUGCUGGAUAGCGGCAUAUCUCGCAAUUUUAUGAGCCAGGCCUUUAUGCAAAAGGCUGGCCUUGGCGCACAAGUUCGAAGGAAGGCAAACCUGAUGUCCAUCAAGUUGGCGGACGAAAGGACGCAGCAACUUAUCGACCGCUACAUCAAGGCCGUACUAGUGUAUUUUGCACCUCAUGCAUGUGAACCGGUGACGUUCGACAUUUUGGACACGGACUUUAGACAUUAUUUUGGGAAUGCCUUGGCUUGCAAGUGCGGAUCACACGGUCAACUUCCACCUGCGGACUCUUACCAGGAUGUGCCUUUCCGAGAGCAGCAAUCCUUACUUGGCCUGAGCGAUGGCCUUCUCACAUUCACGAGGAUCUUUUCACCAGAUUUCCCCUGUGAGUCCAUGCAUGGCGACAAACAUCGCCAUUUCUUCUACCGAUGUGAGCAUGACAUCUGGAUGGUUCUGUCAGGACCUGCGACUGGUGCAGUUCCCACUGCCGCUACAAGCGGCAACGCAAGAAGUUCUGCAACUACUGCAGCCCAGGGAUUGGAUCCAACAGCAAUAGUUGGACCCAACUAUGGCAGUCCAUACAUUGACAGAAAGGCGGUGAUGAUACCGUUUAGAUUUGACGGCAAGGAGGACGUGGAGUCCUGGAUCAGCUCCAUGAGAGCCUACUUUGAGGUUCAGGGCUCUCAAAGAGUGAACCAGUCCUUGAUCCUGGGGACGAACGUCGAGCCUGUGGUAAGGGGAUUCCUUGAAGUCCAAGCCAUGCAAGCUGGGUACUCCAAGAUCAACCUAUCCAAGUGGCUUAAAGUCACCCCGGUUACCACUCUCGAGGACAUACUAGUAGCACAAUAUAAAGACCCACAUGCUGCACCAAGAGUGAGGAUACAAUUGGAUGAGCUUAAGCGCAACAAGUGGUAGGGAACCAUGCACAAACUGCAAUUGCAUGCCAGCAAGCUCUUUGCAACAUCAGGAUUGGAGCUGACUGCGCAGUCGUGUUUGGAUGUAGUCAAAGAUUUGGUCGCCUCCAUUCAUAAUUUGCGACAUGAUCUAGGUGAUCCGUUUGCUGAUCCUUCGCCCCCACCAGUCCCAACAAGCAUUCAAAACCUACUUGACCGGUUCUCGGAAGUUCUGGCCGAACCACGUGGAGUCCCCACGCGAUCGGUCCGACUCACAAUCGAGUUGGUCGAGGGUGUUGUUCCUCCAAAGGGCUGCGUAUAUCGAAUGGGAUCUGGCAACUUAGGGGAACUCGGGAAACAAAUCGACGAAAUGAUCGACAAGGGUUGGAUAAAACCUAGCGAAUCUG
This is a messenger RNA of Chara braunii, 1702 nucleotides long. Lineage: Eukaryota; Viridiplantae; Streptophyta; Charophyceae; Charales; Characeae. The record is from the annotation of a GenBank genome assembly.